This is a messenger RNA of Agelaius phoeniceus (red-winged blackbird), 920 nucleotides long. The record is from RefSeq and is a predicted model, not a curated record. Lineage: Eukaryota; Metazoa; Chordata; Aves; Passeriformes; Icteridae.
AUGGCGGCGGCUUGGCUCUGCACAGUCAGGACUACAGCCUGCACAGCAGCACCUGCUGGGAGAUCGCUACAGAAGGAGCUCUGGACAAGGCCAUGGAGAAGGGAAGCUGCUCGCCUGCCCUGGAUUGCUGCUUCGUGGCAGUGUUUGCAGUCACAAGCCCAGCGAGCUCAUGGUGUCAGGAGUUAUCUCAGGAGACUGCGAGAGCCGUCCGUGUGUCUGUCCCACUUGGCCCCUGCUGCUGUGGUCCAGCAGAAGGCUGUGGAUGGGAGGACAGAAGAGUUCAAACUGGUGUACAGGUUCCCAGGGAUAAAAUACUGCAGGGUCCUGUCGAGACUGAAGCUGCUGCAGACUGCCACCUCCGUGAUCAUGCUGCCUCCCAUCUGCUACCUCUACCUGCAGGGCCAGGUGUCCCAGAAUAUCCUCCUCUACACAACUGGCAUCGCUGUCUUUGCUGGGGCAAUGCUGUAUGGUAUGAGCUACUUUUUCAGAAGAAUUAUUGGAUUCAUCUACUUAAGUGAAACUGGACAAACUGUCAGAGUGGCCCACUUGACCUUUUGGGGAAGACGUAAUGACAUUUACUGUCCCAUAGAGACAGUGGUGACUUUGGAUGAAGUUGGAGAUAGCAAGGAUGAGCUCCUUCAGCAGUUCAAGCGAUAUAACAGUACAGAUACUUUGUAUUUUACAAUUAAGUAUGGCCAGAUUGUAGACAGACAGAAAUUUGCUCAAAUAUUUGGAGAAUUUGUGUGACAGAGCAGCUCAUUUCCAAUGACUUUGCAUUGUGCUUAUUCCACGAGGUUUAAAUAGUUCACCAAGCUACACAUCCCUGUCCAUUUCCUGUGCAAAGCCUGCUGUAAGUGCACCCAGUGUACAAAGUCACAGUGGUAAGGCACAGCCCACUGGAUUAAAGGUCCUGCAUCUUG